Molecule: messenger RNA, 3406 nt
Organism: Amaranthus tricolor (Joseph's coat)
Lineage: Eukaryota; Viridiplantae; Streptophyta; Magnoliopsida; Caryophyllales; Amaranthaceae
Product: LEAF RUST 10 DISEASE-RESISTANCE LOCUS RECEPTOR-LIKE PROTEIN KINASE-like 2.1
Exons: 4
Coding region: 1205-3181 (658 amino acids)
Biological process (GO): protein phosphorylation
Molecular function (GO): ATP binding; protein kinase activity; polysaccharide binding
Source: RefSeq, a predicted model, not a curated record
ACAUGUAUAGUUACAAUACAAUUCAUCGAUCAUGAUCACCUCGACCAAUACUUGCUGAAAACCGCAUAAAAGUGCAUCGUUAUCAGUUCUUCAUCAUCCGUCACAAAGUUUCACUAAUUCAAUCUUAGUUGCACAUUGCAGGACGUCAACACCGUCUAACAAAAUCCAAGAUCGUCAUCAUAAUAGCUUCUGUUUCAGGAAUCGGAAUAGGCACAUGCAUGUUAAUUGUACUAGUCCUCUCGUUCAAACGAAUGAACUCACUAAAGAGAGGUAAAUAUGUUGAGGCUUUGUUGAAAAAACAUGGAUCUCCUGGUCAUAAGAGGUACACUUAAAAACAGAUCUGAAGAGAAUCACAAAUUCCUUCAAGAUCAAGCUAGGUGAAGGAGGCUAUUAUAUUGUAUACCACCCAGAAUCAUGUGGCUAUCCUGGUUUUAAGCUCAAUUGCAGCAUCAAUAAUCAAAACCCAAAAAUUUAUUAACUACACCUUCAUGGGAGAAAUUCAAUUUUCUAAAAAUGAAUCAAACUUCACUUACUAUCUCUGUUUCUCGAGACGAUGUCUGGAACGGUCGCUAUUACUGUCCAUCUACCUUGGUCAAUAACUCCUCAAACUACACACUUUUCAGAUACACUCCAACAGUUCAAAUUGUUACCCUUUAUUAUGAUUGUCCGAUUGGAAAAUCUGGUCUUGGUAAUCGGUAAUCCAUUUCCAUAUAAGUAUUCUGUUGGUGGGUAUUAUGUAAUCAGUGAUAUAUAUAAUAUCCCACCAAGUUUAUGCAGAGGGAACAUCUUUUUCCCUUUCUUUAGUGAACCUUAGAUUGGGUGUUCUGAAGCCAAUAGGUAAAUUUACAACGCAUGAGCGAACAAAUGCAUCCAAGCCUGUAAAUUGAAGAUAGACAUAAACGAGAGAGAAUAAGUUUGUGGAUAAGAUUUUAAAAAAUACUGUCAAAAUGGGAAAGGUAACAAAUUCAAAAGACGCGGACUAGGGAAGUAAGUUUUGUAAAUUCAUAGGAAAUAGACUGUGACUUGGUAGCUACCCGAAUAAUAUUAAAUUGUGGAAGAAUUGAAAAAUCAAAGUAUAUUUUUCAACAUCCGCUUUUAAUAAUCGUGUACUUCAACUCAAUAGUCACCCAACAUAUAUUUUUAGAAGUUUCAUGGUGACUUAAGUGAAUAAAAAUAAAACUCUGCACCAAAAUCUCCAAAAAAAAUGAAGUUUUCUGUUCAAUAUUUAGCCUUCUUCAUGAUCAUCAUCUUCACCUUGAUCAUCCAACUACAUAAAUUCGUAGAGGCAGGUGAAUAUGAUGAAUGUAAAAAACCGUUUCUCUGUGGGAAAACCAACAUGGGCUACCCUUUCUACAACGAAGAAAAGGGUCGUCCUAUGUAUUGUGGUCAUCCCGGGUUUGGGGUCAGUUGCGAGGAUAAUAAUUUAUGGCCGGAAAUUUCUGUGAUGACAUCUUCUUCGGAGAAAUUCUAUCUUGUAGAUAUGAAUUUAGCUUCAGAUAUAAUUUCUGUUUCUCCAGAAGUUUUAUUGAGUAAAGAUCUUUGUCCGGAACCACAAGACUUGUAUGAUACAUUUGAUACUACCUUAAAUUUGAGCACUUACAGCUACAUACCAACUGCUGAAAAUGUUACCCUUUACUAUGAGUGUUCUUUUCCUUCUUCACAAUUCUCAUCAUAUAAAAACCAGAUUCUCUGCGGCUUAGAUAGUGGUUCACCCAAUGCCUUUUUUAUGACUCCAAAUUUAAAAUCCCAGCCAGGUUUUCACGAAAUCCCACCAGAUAAAUGCAAAAUGAAUGUAUCCAUCCCAGUGAGCAAGUCUUUAAUUGAUGGUAUCAAAGAUAGAAAGACCUUAUGGAACGCGUUUCAGACUGGUUUCGAGUUGAAAUGGAUUGCUGAGAACAAGAAAUGUGCUGAUUGUCGAAAAUCAAAUGGGGUGUGUGGGUAUGAUGCAACAAGUUUUACUUGCUAUUGUCCUGAUGGACAUCAUGGCCCUACAUGCUAUGUUAAAUCCCUUGCUAAAAGUCAAAAAAAUCGUCUCACUAAAUCCCAGAUCAAAGUCAUCCUAGCUUCUGUUUCAGGAAUCGGAUUAGGCGUAUGCUUGUUAAGUGUACUGAUCCUCUCCUUCAAAAGAAUGAACUCAAUUAAAAAAAGCAAAGAUGUAGAAGCUUCGUUAAAAAAACAUGGAUCGCUUGGUCCAAAGAGGUACUCUUACACAGAUUUGAAGAGAAUCACAAACUCCUUCAAAAUCAAGCUAGGCGAAGGAGGCUAUGGUAUUGUAUACAAAGGAAAACUACACAAUGGGCAUCAGGUGGCAGUGAAAAUUCUAAAGAAAUCAUCAAAAGAACAAUUGGAUGUGGUUGAAUUCAUCAACGAAGUAGCAAGUAUCGGAAACACCAAUCAUAAAAACAUUGUAAAACUCCUAGGUUUUUGUUACGAGGGUCAAAAACGCGCUUUUGUGUAUGACUACAUGCCUUGCGGUUCUCUUGAAAAGUUCACAUAUGGAAGCAGGCAGAAAAGCAACCAACUACUCUCAUGGGAAAGUUUAUUUGAAAUUGCAGUGGGGAUUGCAAGAGGGCUUGAGUACUUGCACCGGGGGUGCAACCUGAGGAUUUUACACUUCGACAUUAAGCCCCAAAACAUUCUAUUAGACGAGAAUUAUUGCGCUAAGAUAUCUGAUUUCGGCCUAGCUAAGAUAUGCCCACAGAAAGAUAGCAUAAUAUCAAUGUCUGAAGCAAGAGGAACAGUUGGGUACAUUGCUCCUGAGCUCAUGUUCAAGAGUUUUGGCGGGGUUUCUCAUAAAUCAGAUGUUUAUAGCUAUGGGAUGUUGGUUCUAGAAAUAGUUGGAUGUCGAAACAAUGCUAAUGCUAAAGCGGAAUGCAGUAGUGAUCAGUAUUUUCCGCAAUGGAUUUACAAAGAGCUUGAGGAAGUCGAAGAGCUAAACCAACUCGAGAUCACAAAUGGAGAUGAGGGAUCAAUGCUUAGGAGGAAGAUGGUGGUGGUGAGUUUAUGGUGCAUACAACCCAACCCAUUAAGCCGACCAAGUAUGACUAAGGUGAUAGAAAUGCUUGAAGGAGCACUCGAAUCACUACAAAUUCCGCCUAUGCCCACUCUAGCUCCUCCUAUGGCAUUACAACAAUCUCCUGCUAUGGACACAAUCUCAAUAAGCGGACUUUUUCAAGAAUAAUGUUUCUUUGAAUCUUCCACAGAAGUGUAAUGUCAAUAUACCGAACUAGUAUUAUAAACACAGAAAAAUGAUAGUCGGUUAGCACACAAAUGUGUUUGACCCACCCUAUUCUAGUAUUAUAGAUUUAUCCCUGGCUAAGGACACCUUUUUCUUUGACCAAUCACAUAUGAUAGGGCAAAUUUUAAUCACCGCAAGUGCACCGUGUAUGUGUAGCAAUACAGGUCG